Messenger RNA from Hevea brasiliensis (rubber tree), 782 nucleotides. RefSeq names its product major allergen Pru ar 1-like. The record is from RefSeq and is a predicted model, not a curated record. Gene Ontology annotation, molecular function: abscisic acid binding; protein phosphatase inhibitor activity; signaling receptor activity. The transcript is spliced from 2 exons. The coding region runs from base 81 to 563 and encodes 160 amino acids. Lineage: Eukaryota; Viridiplantae; Streptophyta; Magnoliopsida; Malpighiales; Euphorbiaceae. Gene Ontology annotation, biological process: defense response; abscisic acid-activated signaling pathway. Gene Ontology annotation, cellular component: cytoplasm; nucleus.
UGCUACUUCAUUUCAUCACACCACACUCAUCUGUACACUCUCUAGCUUCCCAUUUUGAUAUAUAUUUUCCAAAAGCCAUCAUGGGUGUUUUAACUUUUCAGAAGGAAACAGCUACUGCAAUCCCCCCAGCCAAGAUGUUCAAGGUCUUUGUCCUUGAAGCUGACACUGCUAUCCCUAGCAUUGUGCCUCAGGCUGUUAAGAGCGUGGAGAUUAUUGAAGGAAAUGGAGGACCUGGAACCAUUAAGAAAACUACCUUUGCAGAAGGUAAAGAAUACAAGUAUAUUAAGACCAAGGUUGAGGCGGUGGACAAAGAUAAUUUCAAGAACAGCUACAGUAUCAUUGAAGCUGAGCCAAAGUUGGAUGUGAUAGAGAAAAUUUCAUAUGAGAUCGAAAUAGUGGCUUCUCCUGAUGGAGGAUCCAUUAUUAAGAGCACCAGCAAGUACUUCCCAAAGGGAAACAGUCAGAUCAAUGAAGAACAAGUCAAGACUGGAGCAGAGAAGGCCUUGGGAUUGUUUAAAGCUGUUGAAGCCUAUCUCUUGGCAAAUCCUGAUGCUUAUAACUAAAUAUCGAUCGUCCCCGAAGUUUAAAAAAGUGCAUGGCUAUAUAUCGUGCUUUCUCUUUUACUUUUCUUUUUUGAGUUUGGAAGGCCAUUCUACUUCUGGCCCUGGCCCUGGCAAUAAAAGUUUGUAGUUGUUGCUUAUAAAAAAAAAAGUUUGUAUUUGUAUUGAGAAGAUGGCUUGCACUUUAUAAUGAACUAAAUUAAGGGAUUUUUCUUAUAUUAA